AUGGAAAUGUUUAGAGAAGGAGGCUCCACCUCAAGACCUCCGAUGCUGGAAGGAGCCAAUUAUCCAUACUGGAAAACUAAGAUGCGUGCCUUCUUGAGAGUUGUAGAUGAAAGAGUUUGGAUGUCCAUAGAAGGAGGGUGGUGGAAACCAACGAUGAUGGAGAAUGAAAUCGUUAUACCCAAACCCAUGAGUCAAUGGACCACUGUUGAAAUGGAAAGAGCGAAUUUCAACUCAAAGGCUCUUCAUGCCUUGUUUAAUGCCGUCUCCACUAACGAGUUGAAGGUUAUAGCCAAUUGUGAAAUUGCUGAGGAAGCAUGGGAGAAGCUAAAGAUUAAGAACGAGGGAACUGAUGCUGUCAAGAAAUCAAGGCUGCGUGCCUUGGCAAAGGCUUUCGAAAAUCUUACCAUGGAGGAGGAUGAGUCUGUGGCUGAAUUCCAUGCAAAACUUUGUGACAUCUCUAAUGAAUCGUAUGCUCUGGGGAAAACUUACUCUAACUCGAAACUGGUUCGAAAGGUGCUUAGUGUCCUCCCCAGAAGAUUCAUGUCCAAAGUUACCUCUAUCGAAGAAAUCAGAAACAUUGAGGAACUCGAUCUUGACGAACUCAUCGGGUCUUUGCAAAACUAUGAGCUAUCACUAUCUAGGUGGAAGAAAACCAAGAAACAAAAGGAGGUGGUGAAAGAAAAUUCAGAUGUUGGCAUUACACUUAUUCACCAAGAAAAAAAGAAACCUGUUCUGGAAGAUUUGAAUGGCAUUACAGAUGAAACGGUUGCCUUGUUAACAAGAAACUAUGCAAAAUUCUUGAAAAAGAACUACAGGAAAAAUUCACCAGCUGACAAAGAAAAUCUUCUCAGGAGAAAUAAAGGAGUAAAUUUCAAACCAAGACAAGCCUCAACUGAUCAAAAGGGCCGAGGAAUUAAGUGCAGAGAAUGUGAUGGAUAUGGUCACAUUCAGGCUGAGUGCGGCAACACACUAAAAAAGAAAAAGGCCCUUGCAGCAACUUGGAGUGAUAGUGAUGAGGAAAAGAACUCCACAGCCAGUGAAGGAUCAGAUGAGGAAAAGCAGGUACUGGCAUUCAUGGCCCAAAGCUGUAAUCCAGUUGAGUCUGAAGAUGAUGCAGUCUCCACCUCAUUAGAAGCAGACAGCACAGGUCGUCAACAUGCUUAUGAAGAAAUGUUUGCACAAUGGGAGUACAUGACUAAACAGAUCCGUGCCCUAAAGAACUCUCUAGAGCAAGUGGAGACUGAAAAAGGAAAGUUAGAAGACACUGUCAAAAAUCUCAACCGACUUCUUGAUGAAAAGGAGAAUGAGAUCUAUAAACUCACAGCUGAUCUAAUCCGAACCAAGCAAGCUUUACAGUUCAUUCCCCCAGGCACUGCUGCUAUCAAUCAAACCCUACAGCUUCAGAAGCCCUAUGGUGAUCGAACCUCAUUAGGAUAUAAGAUGCUAUAUAAACAAGGGAAUGACCUGUCUGUUGAGCAUUCCUUACCCUCCAAUGUCAAUUCAUCAAAGAAGGAAGAUGGGUUACCUGACACCUCAAUCACCAUUAACGAAUCUGACUCAUCUGAGAGGAGACAGGUUCCAACAGGACCCAUCAAACUCAAGUUUGAAGGAAGGAGGACUGAUGCUGACAACCUUCUACAGAAUGACAAUUUCAUUCGUACAUGUCAUUUCUGUAAUAGGAGAGGUCACAUUCGACCUAAGUGUUACAAAUUGCAGAACUACUUGAAAGCCAUGAUCAAUCGACCAAAUAGUUUCCCUCCACCAAAUAAGUCACAUGGACGCAAACCUCGUCGAGAAUGGAAAAUAAAGUCCAAACCAAAUCCUGAUGCUAGUCUGGUUGCGAAGCUAUCCCUGUCUGCCUUUGUUGAAGGUCAGUGGGAUGGUAACAAAGGGCAGAUUGCUGGGAGAGGUGAUGUGAAUGUGAAUGGAGCAGCUCAGCUGACUAAUGUCCUAUAUGUGAGAGGACUCAAAGCAAAUCUCAUCAGCAUCGGCCAAUUGUGUGACGACAAUCUCUCUGUAAGUUUCACUAAAACUCAAUGUUUAGUUUCAUCUGAUGGGUGUGUUGUCUUAACAGGAAACAGAACUGUAGACCAGUGCUAUGCUAUAUGCAAUACCAUAGUGUGCAACAGGACCUUCUUGGACAAACCUGACUUAUGGCACUACAGGCUGGGACAUUUGAACUACAGAGAUCUCCAAAGAUUGGUGAAGCUUCAAGCUGUAAGGGGAAUUCCUGACAUGAAAGUUUCCAAAGAGAGAGUAUGUGGUCCAUGUCAGCUUGGAAAACAGCAUAAGGCAUCUCAUCCCACAAUUAAUAGACUUCUCACCUCUCGUGUGUUGGAACUAAUGCAUGUUGACUUAAUGGGGCCAAUGCAGAAUGAAAGUAUCAGUGGGAAAAGAUAUGUAAUGGUCUUGGUGGAUGACUACUCUCGGUUUACCUGGGUUUAA
Cannabis sativa is the source of this 2445-nucleotide messenger RNA. RefSeq lists its product as uncharacterized. The transcript has 2 exons. The record is from RefSeq and is a predicted model, not a curated record. Lineage: Eukaryota; Viridiplantae; Streptophyta; Magnoliopsida; Rosales; Cannabaceae. Gene Ontology annotation, molecular function: zinc ion binding; nucleic acid binding. Bases 1 to 2445 code for a protein of 814 amino acids.